Molecule: messenger RNA, 724 nt
Organism: Loa loa (African eye worm)
Lineage: Eukaryota; Metazoa; Nematoda; Chromadorea; Rhabditida; Onchocercidae
Exons: 3
Coding region: 1-432 (143 amino acids)
Cellular component (GO): mitochondrial matrix
Molecular function (GO): protein binding
Source: RefSeq, a predicted model, not a curated record
AUGUCGGAAUCCCGAAUCGGAAGAAAGAUGAGAACCGGGAGCGGAAUGUUAUACAAUCUCCGACAUCGAGGAUUGCUUCGAGCAAAGGGAAAAGAAGUAUUCCAAUUCUUGCAAGCCCUCAUCACAAAUGAUAUCAGGCGUUUAGCAGAUGGCCGUGCACAGUAUGCUUUGCUACUCAACAGCCGUGGCCGUAUUGUGGAAGAUUUGAUUUUGUAUCGACAAGCAGGUAUGGUUACUGGCUCAUUAGUUAACAGCGAAGGACGGCGUGCUGGAAAGGUGAUCGCGUGCACCGGGAAGAAAGGUCUGGCUUUGGUUCCUAUUUCACGGAAUACUUCACCAACGCAUUUUCAGUCGAUGAAUGAAGAUAUUGAAAUCUUCCUACCUCCUUGGUGGCCGGCUGACCCUUUCAGUGUUUCAUCCCGGUCAUUAUGAAAACCCGAAAAUAAUGUCCUGACCCCAAUUCGUCGAAUUUGUUACUUCGUGCAUAUAUUAUAGGUAUAGGAAUACUAAUAUCUCUUAGCUACAUAAUACCUCGUUCAAAUCCAGGUUUUUGUUGUCGUCAGAAAAAUGCAACGCCUAAAAUUUUUCUUUGGAAGAGUAUUUGUAUCUACUUUAAUGAGGGAUACUUGUAAAGAAAGCAUUUUUGCUAGUGUUUUCAAUAAUGUUUAUUAUAAAAAUUUUGCUUGCUUCUCAUUUUCCAUCUCCCGUUUAAUAAAAUGUCUCG